UGGUAGAAGCAGCGUCGUUUCGUGAAAAACAAAAAUAGCUUUAAAUAUAAGUAAAUUUAAUGAGUUUUAUCAUUAUUGUAUAAUUAUUUAUAAUAACCCAAAUCUAGAAAUCAUUUUACAAACCAUUACACAGUCAUGAAUUUAGAAUUACUUGAAUCUUUUGGACAAAACUACCCAGAGGAGUUUGAUGGGUCUCUUGACUCGAUAUCUCUGGCGGCGACGUGCGCGUUCAACCGCCGAGGAACCUUGCUGGCAGUGGGAUGCAAUGACGGAAGGAUAUUUAUAUGGGACUUCCUUACUAGAGGAAUUGCGAAAUCAAUAUCAGCUCAUGUGUAUCCCGUUUGCAGUCUUAGUUGGUCUAGAAAUUGUAGAAAGCUCCUAUCAGCGUCAACAGACCACAAUGUUUGCAUCUGGGACAUCCUGACCGGGGAAUGUGAGCAACGCUACCGCUUCCCAACGGCCAUAGUACGAGUUCAGUUUGAUCCGCGCAAUGACAAGAGAUUCCUUGUGUGUCCAAUGAGGCAUGCUGCGUUGCUGGUUGAUACGGAUGGAGAUCACAACAUUCUGCCGAUUGACGAAGAUGGCGACAUAAACGUGAUAGCGUCAUUCGACCGGCGCGGCGACUACGUAUACACUGGCAACACCAAAGGCAAGAUCCUGAUCCUGGACUCUCAGACGCUGGCGAUAAAGGCCAGUUUCAAGAUCACCGUCGGCACAUCCAGUACAACGGGGAUCAAGAGCAUAGAGUUCGCUAGGAGAGGAGAUUGUUUUCUGGUGAACACAUCUGACCGCGUGAUCAGAGUGUACGACACGACCACAGUCAUUAAAAGCGGCGUCAAUGGUGAACCCGAGCCCAUACAGAAACUACAAGAUCUUGUUAACAAGACAACAUGGAAGAAGUGCUGUUUCUCCGGCGACGGAGAGUACAUCUGCGCCGGCUCGGCGCGGCAGCACGCGCUUUACAUCUGGGAGAAAAGCAUCGGGAACCUCGUCAAGAUCCUGCACGGAACCAAAGGCGAAUUGUUGCUCGAUGUGGUCUGGCAUCCCAUCCGACCCAUCAUAGCCAGUAUUAGUGCAGGUGUCGUGUCAAUCUGGGCGCAAAACCAGGUGGAGAACUGGUCGGCCUUCGCGCCCGACUUCAAAGAGCUGGACGAGAACGUCGAAUACGAGGAGCGAGAGAGCGAGUUCGAUGUGGCUGAUGAAGACAGAUCCGUGGACCAGGCGGGCGAGAGUCGGGACGAUGAGGACUUUGAGGUGGACGUAACGACGUGCGAGCCCGUGGCCGCGUUCUGCAGCUCCGACGAGGAGGGUGAGGACGAGGGCAUGCUGCACUUCCUGCCCAUAGCGCCAGAGAUUGAAGACCCGGAGGAUGGCUGGGCGGCGACACAGGAGACUGCCACGCCUACAGAGACCCCCGAAAAGCUUGAACCGGCCGCCAAAAGGCCGAAAAGCAAGACCUACGAUAUCUCCCUCAAAAUAGCACCGCCUGAACAACCACUGUCGUUCAGCGGCAAGAACAAGCAGGCUGCGGGCAGUAAAAAGGUAGCUGGAAGACCAAGAAAAUAAACAAAUAUAUUUACGUAAAAAUCUC
Leguminivora glycinivorella is the source of this 1591-nucleotide messenger RNA. It is a transcript of the gene Rbbp5, whose product is annotated as retinoblastoma-binding protein 5 homolog. The record is from RefSeq and is a predicted model, not a curated record. Lineage: Eukaryota; Metazoa; Arthropoda; Insecta; Lepidoptera; Tortricidae. Gene Ontology annotation, molecular function: protein binding. The transcript is spliced from 11 exons. The coding region runs from base 136 to 1566 and encodes 476 amino acids. Gene Ontology annotation, cellular component: Set1C/COMPASS complex.